CACACCGCUCAAAAAUCACUUGCCUCAUCCUGCCUGGGCCUUAGCUUGACAUCAAAAAUGCCUCAGUUACUGCGAAACAUUAACGGGAUCAUCGAGGCCUUUGGACGCUACGCCAGGACAGAGGGCGACUGUGCAGUGCUCACCCGCGGGGAGCUGAAAAAACUCUUGGAGCAUGAGUUCGCCGACGUGAUCGUGAGACCCCACGACCCGGCAACUGUGGAUGAAGUCCUGCGCCUGCUGGAUGAAGAUGGCACGGGGACUGUGGAUUUCAAGGAAUUCCUGGUCCUGACAUUUAAAGUUGCCCAGGCAUGUUUCAAGACCCUGAGCGAGAGUCCCGAAGGAGCUUGUGGCUCUCAAGCAUCUGGAAGCCUUGACCCUGGGGCCUCACAAGAGCCAGGAGGGAGACAGACAGCUGGCACCGAAGUGGGAGGGUCCGGGAAAGGGCAGCAUCACAAGGGGAACGACCACGGGCACAGCGAGCAGGCAUCCGGAGGGCAGGGCAGGAAUGGGACUCACACCCAAGGUCAGGACAUCAGCUGUGCGUGGGUCAGUAGCUACGACAGGCAAGCUGAGUCCCAGAGACAGGAGAGAACGAGCCAGCAGACACAAGCGCCUGGGCAUGGGGGGCAGACGCAGGAAGUAGUAGAAAGCAAGAGUCAUCAGACCAGAGAGACAAGGUCAGAGAGACAGUCACAGACCAGGGAGCAGGACAGAGCACACCAGACAGGUGAGAUCGUGACUGGAGCUGGAACUCAGACUCAGAUAGGUAUCACCCAGACUGUGGAGCAGGACAGGGACCAUCAGAAAGGAAGCACCAGCACCCAGACACGGGCUAGAGAACAGGGACAGACUCAGACACAGUCAGACGGUGGUGAAAGAUGGACACAGGUGAGUACCUAUGAGGCAGGAGAGACAGUGCUGGGAGGACAGGCCCAGACUGGAGCAAGCACUGAGCCAGGAAGACAGGAACGGAGCAGCACUCACCCAAGGUGCAGUGUGACAGGAGGGCAGGGAGACAUGGAGCCCGCAGUGGUUGGCCAGGAGUGGGUUGAUGACCACACAAGGGAGGUAGUGAUCCAAAGGCAGGACCAGGGAAGCCUGCACACCGGCGUUCCUUCAGCACAGGGCCAGGGUGCAGCCCAGCCAGAAGGCAAGCAAGGCAACGCAGCUACAAAGCUGUAUUCCUACUUCAGAAGCAGCAAGCCAUGACUCCCUCUGACACCAAUGCCCAAUACCAAAGGAAGACAGCUGGAGAGAGGUUGACUUGUCCUGCCCUGGCCAGUCCAGUUGGUACAUCCCUGGACAUCAGCUCUUAAUCAUGGUGCUUCCCUUUUAGGUCUUUCUCAAAUGAGAUCAUUUCUACAAGGUACUUUCUAUCUUAAAUUCUGCUUUUACCUGCUUUGCUGUGCAGACC
Messenger RNA from Propithecus coquereli (Coquerel's sifaka), 1414 nucleotides. It is a transcript of the gene CRNN, whose product is annotated as cornulin. The transcript is spliced from 4 exons. Gene Ontology annotation, molecular function: calcium ion binding; transition metal ion binding. Gene Ontology annotation, cellular component: cytoplasm. Gene Ontology annotation, biological process: cellular response to cytokine stimulus; positive regulation of cell cycle G1/S phase transition; regulation of phosphatidylinositol 3-kinase/protein kinase B signal transduction. Lineage: Eukaryota; Metazoa; Chordata; Mammalia; Primates; Indriidae. Bases 58 to 1209 code for a protein of 383 amino acids. The record is from RefSeq and is a predicted model, not a curated record.